UGCGAAAUGUCAUGGCACCAAAGCCACUUUUCCAGUGCGCCGAGGCUGCGUGAUAAUGGUGAGAAUAUCCGCGCUUCCAGCGUGCGUUAGGCUCAGUACGCUGGACCCCGGCGAGCGUGUCAGAGCUAGCAUGAGCGGAACGGCGGCACUUCUUCUCAUGUGGUCUGUGUUGCUUCUCGAGGUGUGGGCGGAUGCCAGUGAGGGAGAAGCUGUUUUCAUCCGCGAGUUCACCCUGAGUCGCCAUGAUGACGUCCCUGACGAUUCCCUGAACGAAGGCCCCGGAAGCCACAAAUCAGAAGAUUCCAGCUCACGGACAGCACGCUCCGAAGAAGACAAAGACACACUGUGGGACGCUUGGGGAACGUGGAGCGAAUGUUCCCGCACCUGCGGGGGAGGAGCCUCCUAUUCUCUCAGGCGCUGCCUCAGUUCCAAGACCUGUGAAGGGCAGAACAUCAAAUAUCGCACAUGCAGUAACGUGGACUGUCCGCCGGACUCCGGAGACUUCCGCGCCCAGCAGUGCUCAGCCCACGCCGACGUGCGCCACCAGGGGCGCUACCACGAGUGGCUCCCGGUGGACAACGACCCGGAGAACCCGUGCGCACUCAAGUGCCGGGCCAAAGGCGCGGACCUGGUGGUGGAACUGGCGCCCAAGGUGCUCGACGGCACCCGCUGCUACACGGAGUCCUUGGACAUGUGCAUCAGCGGGGCUUGCCAGAUCGUUGGCUGCGAUCACGAGUUAGGCAGCACCGCUAAGGAGGAUAACUGCGGCGUUUGCAACGGAGACGGCUCUUCUUGCAGACUCGUCAGAGGCCACUACAAAUCCCAGCAUGCCACUGGGAAGACCGAAGACACGGUGAUCGUGAUCCCCUACGGGAGCCGACAUGUGCGCCUGGUUCUGAAAGGCCCGGAUCACUUGUAUCUGGAAAGUAAGUCCUUACAGGGGGUCAGGGGGGAACAUUCUUUGGAUGGGACCAAGCAAUAUAUUUUGGAGAAUACGACCAUUGACUUCCAGAAGCUCUCAGACAAGGAGGUCCUUAGAAUUACUGGACCGCUAGGAGCAGACUUUACCAUUAAAGUGAAAUAUGCCGGCACCAUGGACAGCGUGGUGCAGUUUAUCUUCUACCAGCUCAUUGUUCAUCGCUGGAGAGAGACGGACUUCUUUCCCUGUUCUGUAACCUGUGGUGGAGGAUAUCAGCUGACCUCAGCGGAGUGCUUCGACCAGCGCAGCAGUCGCGUGGUGGUGGACCAGUACUGCCAUUAUUACCCUGAGAACGUCAAACCCAAGCCCAAACUGCAGGAGUGCAAUAUGGACCCUUGCCCCGCGAGUGACGGCUACAAGCAAAUAAUGCCCUACGACCUCUACCACCCACUGCCUCGAUGGGAUAGCAGUCCGUGGACGGCCUGCUCCACGUCUUGCGGUGGGGGGGUCCAGAGCCGCUCGGUCUCGUGUGUGGAAGAAGACAUGCAGGGCAACGUCACUCCCACAGAUGAGUGGAAAUGUCUGUAUGCACCCAAGACUGCCAUCCUACAGCCAUGCAACACGUUUGACUGCCCUACAUGGCUCGCACAGGAGUGGUCACCGUGCACGGUGACGUGUGGACAAGGCCUGCGCUACAGAGUGGUCCUUUGCAUUGAUCACAGAGGCCUGCAUGCCGGAGGCUGCAACCCCACCACCAAGCCGCAUAUCAAGGAAGAGUGCCUGGUUACUGUGCCCUGCUACAAGCCCAUAGAGAAGCUUCCUGUGGAAGCAGAGCCACCUUGGUUCAAGCAGGCCAUAGAACUGGAGGAAGACACAGCUGUGUCGGAGGACCCAACGUAA
This is a messenger RNA of Electrophorus electricus (electric eel), 1819 nucleotides long. RefSeq names its product ADAMTS-like protein 1. Gene Ontology annotation, cellular component: extracellular matrix. Lineage: Eukaryota; Metazoa; Chordata; Actinopteri; Gymnotiformes; Gymnotidae. Gene Ontology annotation, biological process: proteolysis; extracellular matrix organization. Gene Ontology annotation, molecular function: metalloendopeptidase activity. The record is from RefSeq and is a predicted model, not a curated record.